Engraulis encrasicolus (European anchovy) is the source of this 975-nucleotide messenger RNA. RefSeq names its product E3 ubiquitin/ISG15 ligase TRIM25-like. Bases 1 to 975 code for a protein of 324 amino acids. The record is from RefSeq and is a predicted model, not a curated record. The transcript is spliced from 6 exons. NCBI's taxonomy places the organism in Eukaryota, Metazoa, Chordata, Actinopteri, Clupeiformes, Engraulidae.
AUGAGGCGUGGAGAUGAGUUGGCCAUCAGUCUCUUGACCAACAAGGACUUCAGAUGUUCAGUCUGCACAGGUGUACUGAAAGACCCAGUGUCCAUCCCCUGUGGACACAGUUACUGCAAGCAGUGCAUCACCUCAUACUGGGAACAGCCUAGCCAAGCAGGCCACUACGCCUGUCCCGAGUGUCCACGCACAUACAGCUCCCACCCGGCACUCUACUCAAACUCAGCCUUGGCACUGGUGGUCCACAAGCUAGAGCACUUCAGUCCUGUCCUGCCUGCCCAAAGCUACGCUGGUCCUGGAGAUGUGGAGUGUGAUUUCUGCACCGGGCGGAAACUGAAGGCUGUUAAAACCUGUUUGACCUGCACUGCCUCCUUCUGCGGCACCCAUGUGAAAGAGCACUACACUAUUCCGGCACUGCAGAGACACACAUUAGUGGAAGCUGUUGAAACCAUGGAGGAGAAAAUGGUCCACACUGAAUUGAAGGAACCUCACAGGAGUGACUCUGAUGAGUCACCAAGUUCCUCAAGGAAGAGACGUGGUCAAGAGGAGGACCCAGUGCUACGUGUCAUGACUUCCAUGCAACAGGAGAUGCGUCAACUCAAAAGACAGAUGUCUGACUUGCAAGAUACGAUUUCUACAUCUGACUGUAAAGUCAGAAAGGAAGAGAAAAAUAUCAGGGAGCAGCAACAGGAGCUAGCGCAGCAACUGCAGGAGGCACGGGGGCAGCAGCAGGAGUGGGUGCGGCAGCCAUUGCAAGAGGCAAAGCCGCAGAAAUUUCAGCAGCUGCAAGAGGCAAAGCAGCAGGAGGCGAAGGAGAUGCUGACACAGCCAGGUAGAUGUCACCCUGAUAUGCUCUUGGCAUGCCGCACCUCCGCCGGUGCCUAUAUUGCUAGCUGCAGGGUCAUCAGCUGGGGACCACCUCUCAUUGAUGUUUCGCCCCUUAUCCCAGAACAUCUCCUGGUGGCGGGGCAGUGA